Messenger RNA from Marasmius oreades (fairy-ring Marasmius), 2495 nucleotides. RefSeq lists its product as uncharacterized. Lineage: Eukaryota; Fungi; Basidiomycota; Agaricomycetes; Agaricales; Marasmiaceae. The record is from RefSeq and is a predicted model, not a curated record. The transcript has 19 exons. Gene Ontology annotation, biological process: carbohydrate metabolic process. Gene Ontology annotation, molecular function: beta-glucosidase activity. The coding region runs from base 497 to 2437 and encodes 646 amino acids.
UACGCACUGAGUUUACUUUAACAAGGCCAUCUGCAAAGCAUCAGAUUUGGUCACAAAAUUCGUCACGCGGGAAAAAGAGCCGCUCGAUCGCCUACGUUGAACUGCUGCAAGUCACCGCGUUCAGGAUUUCCUCCGGAAUCGUAAAACUCUCCUAUAGCUCCCCGAAUGACGGCGUAUCGGACCACUACGUCAAACUUCAAAUUUUGUCGGCGGCCAAUUAUCGGGGUUCUGGAGGCAGUGGCCAUCACUUCUUUCCUCUCUUGGACCUAGAAAACCGCAUGAAACGAACUACAUAUGUCUUGAAGGCUACGGUCACGCCGCCGUUCAAAUUGAAUACACGUUCGAUUUCCAGAACAAAUAUCCCAGGAUGUGAAUUUCCAGCCUUUGAAAGACGGUCAUUUGACGAAGUUGAGUGGCACGAGGGGUUCAUGUCGGGGGUUACAAAUAGUCAGAAACGAGGGUUUCAGAUAUCCCUGGUCUCCUUCCCUUUGCCAUCAUGAGGACGCGCUCUCGGAUCAUAUGCAGCUUUGCAGUGUUACUCUUCUGUACCUUGAAUGGGUAUGCUCAAGAAAGCACCGCCGUAGUCUCUCCAAUUUCAUCCUCUUCUGUAUCCCAAUCCACUUCUCUGGUUUCGUCCAGACCUACCUCCACAGGUACUCUGACCUCCAGUGCUUCGGCUACAACCAGUCAAGCCACAACCACGGUCAUAAAUCCUACCUCCACAGGUACUCUGACCUCCAGUGCUUCGGCUACAACCAGUCAAGCCACAACCACGGUCAUAAAUCAAUCACAGGGUGCGUCUUUUCCUCCUGUAGGGUCAAUACCCCGGGAGUACUCUCCCGAGAAUCUGGAUAGAUUUUGGGCAAUAGUGGGUGAAGUCGAAGCCCCACCUUUCACAACCACACCUGUCCCAAAGACCCCCAUCGCGCUCCCCACACCACCGCCCCAGCUUUAUCCCUCGUUCUUCUCCCCAGCACCAAAAGAUAUCCUCCCAGACCUCAAGUUCCCUAAAGGAUUCUUGUUUGGCUUGGACACAGCUGCGUUCCAGGUUGAAGGUGCUGUGAAAGAUGAGGGUAAAGGCCCGACGAUGUGGGAUUGGGCAACUCGUCAACCGAACGCGGUCAUUGAUAAUACGACUGGUGAUAUCACGGAUCUGCAGUACUUUCUCUACAAAGAAGAUACCGCAAGGGUUACGCCUUUAGGCGUGAAUGCACACUCUUUCUCAAUCUCCUGGUCUAGAAUCUUUCCGUUUGGGACAGCAGAUUCUCCGGUGAAUCAAGCAGGGUUGGAUCAUUACUCAGACCUCAUCGAUUAUUCUAUUGAACAAGGUGUUGAACCAGUGGUAACCCUAUUCCAUUGGGAUACUCCCCUCCCCCUGCAAUCUUUCUAUGGUGGUUUCACCUCCGGAGAAAUUGUCAACGACUUCGUCCAUUAUGCCAAAACAGUCUUCAAGGCCUACAAUGGACGCGUUAAGACCUGGUAUACAUUCAACGAGCCUCGUGUCUAUUGUGGUCAAAUUGCCAGUUACCCGUUUGACGUCACUUUGGCACCGGGCGUAAAUGUAUCGACCGCACCAUACCAGUGUUCAUACAACCUGAUACGAGCUCACGCUAGAGCCGUUAAGGCUUUCAGAGAAAUGGGAAUACAAGGCGAAAUCGCAUUCAAGAACGACGAUUUCAUCGGCCCCCCUUGGCGCAUCAACUCCACCGAAGACGCAGAAGCAUCCGAACGCCACACUGCCUUCCAAAUCGGCGUCUUCUCCGACCCUAUCUACAAAACGGGCGACUGGCCCAAAAUCCUCACAGACACCUUACCCCCUUCCUACCUCCCCCGGCUAAACGAAUCAGAAAAACGGGACAUACUGGGUUCAGCGGAUUUCUUCGCUAUUGAUUCGUACCGUGUUCAACUAAUAUCUGCACCGAGGGAUGCGGGGGGGAUUCGGGGGUGUGUUGCAGACGAGAGUCAUCCGUUGUGGCCGACGUGUAAUGAAAUUAUGAGUUUUGAUACGGGUGGAUGGAGUGUUGGGGUUAGUGCCGAUCCUGCUGCUCCGUGGCUUCAGGCUACGCCGGGGUUGUUGAGGGGGGCGUUGAGGGAGAUGCAAAAGCGGUGGCCGACGAAGAAGAUGUACAUCUCCGAGUUUGGCUUUGUUGAGCCGUUUGAAGGGACUAGACAACCGCAAGAGCUGUUCCAAAUCAAAGAGGAUGUGGCAAGAACGAACUACUUUAUGACAUACCUCGGAGAGAUUCUUCUCGCGAUUCAUGAAGAUAAACUCCCGAUUGCUGGGGCAUUUGCUUGGUCUAUGGUCGAUAAUAUAGAGUGGGGUUCAGGAUUGAGCACGAGGUUCGGGAUUCAAUAUGUCGAUGAUACGACACUGGAGAGGUCUUACAAACGUUCGGCAUUUGCUCUUGCGGAAUUCUUCAAAGCUCACCUACAGUAAUAUUUAGCUUGCUUUGAGCCCGCUAUGGUAACUCUAUAAAGUGAAUCACAAUGCGUAC